AUAGAGAGGGGGAACUAGUGCUGGGUGAGGGGGGAGGUAAGAGGGGACUUCUUUGGGUUUUAUCUCCAGCACGGCCCUGAGAUACCUCUGGGGCCAAUGCAGGGCCAGGCCAGGGAAAGGCGUGGUGGGUGGAGCUGAGCUGGAGAAGAAGGAAUAAAUGCCAAGUCCUGACCCACGGCACCCACCCGUCAUUUGUUCGUCCUCAGUGCAGGGCAACAGGACUUCGGACUCAAGAUGGUGGCAGUGGCCCUGUUGCUACAGUGCUGCCCAGUGCUGUCCCGGGGCCUCACAGGCCUCCUGGGCAAGGUGGUUAAGACUCACCAGUUCCUGUUUGGUGUUGGACGCUGUCCCAUCCUGGCCACCCAAGGACCAACCUGUUCUCAAAUCCACUUUGAGGCAACCAAGGCUGGAGGAGACUCUCCAUCUUCAGCCAAGGGCCACUGUCCUUUCAUGUUGUCAGAACUCCAGGAUGGGAAGAGCAAAUUUGUGCAGAAGGCAGCCCCAGAAAUCCAGGAAGAUGUGACGGCUUUCAAGAAAGGAAACCACGUCUUUGGUUAUGACCAGUUUUUCAGGAACAAGAUCAUGGAGAAGAAACAGGACCAUACCUACCGUGUAUUCAAGACUGUGAAUCGCUGGGCUGAUUCAUACCCCUUUGCCCAACAUUUCUCUGAGGCAUCUAUGUCCUCAAAGGAUGUGUCUGUCUGGUGCAGUAAUGACUACCUGGGCAUGAGCAGGCACCCUCGGGUCUUGCAGGCCACAAAGGAGACUCUGCAGCGUCAUGGAACUGGAGCUGGUGGCACCCGCAACAUCUCAGGCACCAGUAAGUUUCAUGUGGAGCUUGAGCAGGAGCUAGCUGAGCUGCACCAGAAGGAUUCAGCCCUGCUCUUCUCCUCCUGCUUUGUGGCCAAUGACUCUACUCUCUUCACCUUGGCCAAGAUCCUUCCAGGAUGCAUCAUAUACUCAGAUGCAGGCAAUCAUGCUUCCAUGAUCCAAGGUAUUCGCAACAGUGGAGCAGCCAAGUUUGUGUUCCGGCACAAUGACCCUGACCACCUGAAGAAACUUAUAAAAAAUUCUAAUCCAGAGACACCUAAAAUUGUGGCCUUUGAAACUGUUCACUCCAUGGAUGGUGCCAUCUGUCCACUUGAGGAAAUGUGUGACGUGGCCCAUCAGUACGGGGCCCUGACCUUUGUGGAUGAGGUCCAUGCUGUAGGACUGUAUGGAUCACGGGGUGCUGGGAUUGGGGAGCGUGAUGGAAUCAUGCACAAGAUUGACAUUGUCUCUGGAACUCUUGGCAAGGCCUUUGGCUGUGUGGGUGGCUACAUAGCCGGCACCCGAGACUUGGUGGACAUGGUGCGCUCUUAUGCUGCGGGCUUCAUCUUCACCACGUCAUUGCCCCCCAUGGUGCUUUCUGGGGCUCUGGAGUCUGUGCGGCUCCUCAAGGGAGUGGAAGGCCAAAUCCUGAGGCGGACCCACCAGCGCAACGUCAAGCACAUGCGCCAGCUAUUAAUGGACAGGGGCCUUCCUGUCAUCCCCUGCCCCAGCCACAUCAUUCCCAUCCGGGUGGGUGAUGCAGCACUAAACAGCAAGAUUUGUGAUCUCCUGCUCACCAAGCAUGGCAUCUAUGUGCAAGCCAUCAACUACCCAACUGUCCCCCGGGGUGAGGAGCUGCUGCGCCUGGCACCCUCCCCCCACCACAGCCCUCAGAUGAUGGAAGAUUUUGUGGAAAAGCUGCUGGUAGCAUGGACUGAGGUGGGACUGCCCCUCCAAGACAUGUCUAUGGCUGCCUGCAAUUUCUGUCGCCGCCCUGUGCACUUCAAGCUCAUGAGUGAGUGGGAACGUUCUUACUUUGGGAACAUGGGACCCCAGUAUGUCACCACCUAUGCCUGAGAAACCAGCUGCCUGGGAUCCUAACCCCACCUGCAUUUCACUUAGGGCUGGACCUACUUUCUGCUUCACUGUGUGCCUCUAGCUGACUUGAACCUGAAAAUAAAGAGCAAACUGCAACAUUUGUAGCUCUUUGUUGGACACAGGCAACUGCACUAGGUCUGACCUCUUCAGAGAAUUGACAGAGUCAUGAGGGAAACGUAGACCACUUGUCGGUCUGACCACCCCAUUUUACUCAUAAACGCC
Molecule: messenger RNA, 2130 nt
Organism: Loxodonta africana (African savanna elephant)
Lineage: Eukaryota; Metazoa; Chordata; Mammalia; Proboscidea; Elephantidae
Gene: ALAS2
Product: 5'-aminolevulinate synthase 2
Exons: 10
Coding region: 235-1887 (550 amino acids)
Biological process (GO): erythrocyte development; hemoglobin biosynthetic process; heme biosynthetic process
Cellular component (GO): mitochondrion; mitochondrial matrix
Molecular function (GO): 5-aminolevulinate synthase activity; pyridoxal phosphate binding
Source: RefSeq, a predicted model, not a curated record